Molecule: messenger RNA, 10363 nt
Organism: Melanotaenia boesemani (Boeseman's rainbowfish)
Lineage: Eukaryota; Metazoa; Chordata; Actinopteri; Atheriniformes; Melanotaeniidae
Gene: cicb
Product: capicua transcriptional repressor b
Biological process (GO): regulation of transcription by RNA polymerase II
Cellular component (GO): nucleus
Molecular function (GO): DNA-binding transcription factor activity, RNA polymerase II-specific; RNA polymerase II transcription regulatory region sequence-specific DNA binding
Source: RefSeq, a predicted model, not a curated record
UUUUAUAUCCUUGUUUGAGUUUCUGCGGGGGAAAGACAUGUUUUGCGGAGGAAAAGUAAAGUGUGAAUCGGGUCCGCGCAAUUCUCAAAGCCGACAGCUAAGGGAUGUUACCAAGAGUUGUGCGAGCCUCCUCAUCUGCAAAAUAAAACUAUAAAUCUUUCUCCGGAGAGAGGAGCAGCUCUGUUUGGACUACAUUACAGAGAAACCAAGAACAGAUAAGGGGACCAGGAGAAGGUGUCAGAUGAUAAAAAAUUAUAAGGAGUGCCUUAAAGUGUAAAAGAGGAGCUCCACACAGUCUGCAGCACCUUGUGAACGGUGAGGAAGAGAUGAGACCAUUAAAGAAAAAUAGAGGACGUUCUCCCCCGUUAACCAGAGGCAGAGGGGGGAGGAGGAGAGGGGGCUCUCAGUCCCUCCAAGAGAAAGACCCCAAAAGAGUCAAGAAGGAGACGAUUCUCAGAACCACACAGAACACACCCAACAAUCUUUCCAAACACAAACACACCCCGCCCACAGCCACCAACUCUAGCACAGAGCCGAUCACAAACAGCAAUACCAAAACAAGCGAGGAGCCUACAGAGGUGAGGAAACCUGUGGAGCCACACAUGAAUGAAGGAAUGAAAGCAGAAGAAAAGACAGAAAAGGAAACGAUAGUGGGCACGAAUGGAAAUAGUACCAUGCCAACUGACUCUGUAGCAUCUCCUGCUUCUGCCCCAGCGCCGCUCUCCUUACCCGCACCCCUUCAACCAACUAACCACAGCCCCAGUUUAGGCUCAGUUUCUAGUAGAAAAACAGCCACCUUUAAGGCUCGUGUACCCAAGAAGAAAUAUACUUAUGAGCACUUUGCUAAUAAUGCAAGUGUAAUGACAAGUAUUCCUACCUCCAACCCGGCACUCAUACUUAACAGUUACUGCAAUAUCAACAGCAAAAUCAAUGACAGUGUGAAUACUCCUAAUAAUGAUUUGAAGAGUAGUAACAAUAUUGGUAAAAGCAUUCAUAAAACUAUUAAUUCGAGCAUCAAUAUUAGUAAUAAUGGUAACAUUGCAAAGGAUAUUAACAAUAUGACAAGUAGUAGUAACAGUUGUGCCGGGAGCCAUAGUACUUAUAUAAAUAGCAGUAAUAGUAGAAGUAAUAAUUGCUCAGGUAAUCAGCCAUCAGUGCUAACAGUAGACAGUAAAGCUAAAGAAGUAAACCAUUUUGUCUGUGUGGAGGAGAAAACCCUCAGGAUAGCAGAUUCCCAGGAAAAUGAGUCUCAAGCUGGAGAAAAUGAAUCAGAGGUUGCCCCAAACUCAGUGCGCUCCUCCUCCACUGAUACAGCUAGUGAGCAUUCAGCUGAUCUGGAUGUAAUGGAAACAACAGGACCACACCUUCAUCAUAACUCCCACAAUCAAGCCUCUCUUCGUAACUCACACCUUAAAGAAGUUAGUCUGUCAGAUGGACUAGCUGAAGCUCUGGCUAAAGGCAUGAAGAACCAGAGAGUGCUGGCUCGCCAAGUAAAGAGUAGCAUCGAGAGUGAUGCUGAGGCUGCUGGCAGUGGAGACCCCUGUCUCUCAUCUCCUGUGUUUAAACCAGGGGUGGUGCGAAGGGUGAGUUGUGGUACUGUUGAAGUUCAACUCCAAGGAGAGGAGACCUUUGUUAAAUACCCUUUUCAUAAUGAACUGAUGGUGACAUCAUCACCAGGGGCUGAGAGCACUGUGAAGUUAAUUUUAGAUGCCCCCCCACCUGGCAUGACACCUGUGGCUGUUGGGACUCGGGUGUGUGUGCCGUUUGGUGGAGAAGAAGGAGGUCCUCUGUUGUACAGAGAGGGCAUUGUUGCUCAGGUGGACCCCCAUCCUGGUGUCUCAUUUCCGUACCAUGUUCUCUUGAAUAAGGACAGAGAAAUUGUGGGUGAGGGGGAGGGAGAGGAGAAAGACAAAAAGAAAGUAAAUGGUCAGGCUGUGUGUGUGUCUCGACAGAGCCUGAGACUGCUCACGCCUCCUUGGGAGGUCUCACAUUUAGAUGGUGGAAAGGCAAAGGACAGAGAACUUGAGAGGGAAAGAGAGGAGAGGGAGAGGCGAGAGGAAAUGGAGGUAGAGAGAGAAGUCUGCCAAUUGAGUAUUGGAAUGGGGGUACUGGGAGGUGUAGCAAGAUUGGGUCAUGGUUUUUCAUAUGAAGGAGUUGCUGGAGGGCAUACCUAUGGAAGUGCACAUCCAUCAAACCAUUCCUCCACUGUGACUUCAAGUGUAAUGGCCAUCACCGGUCAUGGAUGUGGAGAUACCUACUUGGACAGAGAAAGACAGAAACAACCAAAUACUCCAGAAGAGGAUGUUGAGGUAUCUCGCCUUAACAUGGGCCACACCAUUGGUUCAAAACCAAAUCCCGGGGCUUCUCAGCACAGAAAUGUGGUCUCCAAGUCCAGUGGCUACCCUAUAUCCUCCCCCCACCUUACUGUGGUGCGGGGUAUAGCAUCCCAGCAUCUCUCUACCAUAACCAAUCCUCAGCCACCCCCAUCACAUGCCUCACUGGGCACUGAAAUGAACAACACUCCUUCAAACCUACCACUAUCCAAGACCACUCCCACCCAAACCCCUACUCCCACGUCUAGUGUGGGAUCCUCCUCUACCUCCUCUCGUUCCAGGACUCCUUUGUCACUGGCUCAGCAGAAAUACAAAAAGGGUGAUGUGGUAUGUACGCCUAAUGGUAUCCGUAAGAAGUUCAAUGGAAAGCAGUGGAGGAGGCUGUGCUCCAGGGAGAGUUGUAUGAAGGAGUCUCAGCGUCGAGGGUACUGUUCUAGACACUUAUCCAUGAGGACCAAAGAGAUGGAGGCAGCAGGUGGAGAGAGGGGAGGAGGAUGCAGCAGUUCAGGGACAGUCACACCUUCUGACCUUCGGGGAAGAGCAAGCAGUGAGUUUGAAUGGGACGACACAUCCAGAGAGAGCAGUGAAACCAGUAGCAGGGGAGACUCCAGACCCCGAUUGGUCCUCCCUUCCCUCCUCCCUCACGAACUGACAUCACGGUUUGACUCUGAUGAGUGUGAAGCUGCCACCAUGCUUGUUUCAUUAGGGAGCUCUCGCUCUGGCACCCCCUCCUUCUCCCCCAUCUCCAACCAGUCACCCUUUUCCCCUGCCCCCUCUCCCUCACCCUCUCCACUGUUUGGUUUCAGGCCGGCCAACUUCUCCCCUAUUACUGCCUCCCCAGUUUUGCAACACCGAAGGCACAGGCAGCCCAGUGGCACAGGGGGUGGAGGGGUAGGGGGCAGUAAGGCAACAGCCCCAGCUGGAGGAGGUGAAAGGGAGAGACACACUUCAGGCAUCCAGCCGUCCUUCCACAGUAACCUGACGUUCACAGUGCCCAUGAGUCCCAGUAAGAGAAAAGCAGAUGCCCCUCCUCCACCCCUUCUGCCCUCUAACCACCACGAUUACACACCCAAAACAGAACUGGAACAGGGAGACCUCAAUAACUCUUUCAGGGUGCUGUCUCCCCAAACACCAGCUUCACAUUCCCUUACUCACACACCCACCUUUUCCCGACCCAAAGGAGUGACCACCCCCUCUUCCAGCAGGCCCCCAUCCUCCACUGCUGUCUCUCCUCCUCCUUUGCUGAUGUCCCCAACUCCUCCUUCUACUCUCACUACGGACGGGGGACCUCGUCGCGUGGUCCCUGUAUCCCAACAGAGCUUACGGGACUCCCCUGUAAUUGUGAGGAAUCCCGAAGUCCCUCUGGCAAAAUUCACAGAGACCCCUUUGGGAAGAGGAGGAGGAGGAGGAGGAAACAAGGGAGGGAUAGAUAAUGCUUCAUCUAAAGACAUUGCCCUAAACCCCCUAACUCCUCAGCAAGUGUCUGGCCUUCAAGUUCCCGUCCCCAUUAAUGCUGCUGCUGCAACUGUAUCCAACAGCGCCGUCCUCUUGCGAAGCCCAGCCCAAACUCUGGUGCUUGUGUCCCCAACACCUUCAUCCUUGCCCCCCACUGACACCCCUGCAAACCCCCUGCAGGCCCUGUCAGUUACCGUCAGCACAAAUGUCACAGCCCCUGCUCCCAGCAGCACAGAGAACUCUGGGGAACGAGAGGACAGCAGGGGCACCGGGUUUGAUGGUGAGGUUCAGCAGCCAGUUCCCUGUCACCCUUCUCCUACUGCUCUGCUGCCUCUGAUCCUGCCAGCGGAAAGUCUGCAUCCGGUCCCUCGAAAGGAGAUCAUCAUGGGACGUCCUGGCACAGUGUGGACCAAUGUAGAGCCCCGGUCAGUUCCAGUCUUCCCUUGGCAUUCACUGGUCCCUUUUCUGGCACCCACCCAACCAGAUGCUUCUUCUCAUCCAGGAGAGGGCCAGCACCCCGUCAACCACCCUCAAGCAGCCAAUCUAAAGACAGAGUGUCAGGGUGUGGCCGUUCUUUCACAGGAACCUGCAGAGGCACCUCCCACUAUAGAGAGAGGUCCCCCAUCCCGGCCUCCCCCUUCCUCUGAUGAGACACUUCCUGAGAAAGAAAAGGGUGAAGCAGAGAGGGAGAGACCUGACAGUGAAACUGAAAGUGAUGUGGAUGACCCCUUCCUCCCGGGAGUCGUACCUGAGCAGCCCCUCUCUACAUCACCGGUAAAGAGACGUACACAGUCCCUCAGCGCACUGCCCAAAGAUGGAGACAAGAGCAGUCCAGGAAAGAGGGAGAAGGAUCAUAUCCGGCGACCAAUGAAUGCAUUUAUGAUUUUCAGUAAGCGUCAUCGAGCAUUAGUGCACCAGCGGCACCCAAACCAGGACAACAGGACAGUAAGCAAGAUUCUUGGGGAGUGGUGGUACGCUCUGGGACCAAAAGAGAAACAGAAGUAUCAUGACUUGGCCUUCCAGGUGAAAGAGGCCCACUUUAAAGCUCAUCCAGACUGGAAGUGGUGCAACAAAGACAGAAAGAAGUCCAGCUCUGAAGGCCGCGGGGUCCCUGGGGCCAAAGAAAUCAGAGAGAGGAGCAUGUCUGAAUCCACAGAACCCCAGUCUGUGGAUCUGAAGGGUGUAGGUCCAGGUUUGAUGGGUGUGUCCGAAAGGACUACAGGAGAGGGGCAUGUGAGCCAGCUUAGCCGUCCCAGAGCCUUCUCUCAAAGUGCCAUGCACAGCCUGGAUCGAGGCGACAGGGCUAACACACAAGCCCUGGCAGAACUGGCACAGAUGUGCGGGGAUGGUGGUAGUCAGUUUGCGAGCCAUGCCCCCCCAGUGUCACAGUCUCAACGGGCGGUCAGUGAAGACAUGACCAGUGAUGACGAGCGGAUGGUGAUCUGUGAGGAGGAGGGAGAUGAUGAUGUCAUUGAGGACCCCUAUCCUAGCAGCUCAAUAGACCUCAAGUGUAAGGAGCGGGUGACUGACAGCGACAGUGAAAAUGGUUCAGGAGAUGAAAGUGAUCGUAAGGUAACAUCAUAAGUCUCCUAAUUUUUUGCUCCAGUCAUCUGCUCUUCUGCAUCGUCCACGUCCUCACAUCAUACUCCCCAUGGCAGGAGUGUUUCACUUUCCUCUUACCCCAGUAAGCGUUACGACGAUGGAGAUCAGGAGGGGGAGGGUUUUUAGACCAUAAGAGGAAAGAAAAGAGGUGGGGGAGAAGGAAAGGACACUUUGGGGAGUGAAGGAAGUGGAAGUGUGCAAGGCCCUUCUCUCUUCCUCUCUUCUGGUCAGUCAGUCAUGUCCAUUUGUCCAGCUGGAGGACCUCCAUCUUCAUCAGUUGGUUCGCUGGGGACAAAUUCACUACUAGGCAAUUGGCCGCUGUGAGGGUGGCCCUCCACAGUGGUGACCAAUGUAAUGCGUCCUGUUAUCAGCACACCUCUUCCAAUUGCCAGCAAACCUAAAGAUGGAGGCACUUCAUCUAACCCGCAUCCUCCAGAGAGAAAACCCCUGACUCCCCAGCAGCAGCCACAACUUCUGAUUGGACCAGGAACAGGAGGGUGGGUCCACAUCAUGCAGGGGGUUGGGUACUACUCUUCAUCAUCACCAAAUCCUGUAGGUGCAGGUGUGGGUCCAGGUGGUGUAGUGACUAAUUUAGUGUUAGGAGGAGCUCUGUCUGCACAAUCUGCUGUACAGCUCAUCACCCCUUCCCCUCAACCUCAGCCACCCCAUCAGCAGCCCCUUCCCUCCACAGCCAUUUCAGCUCCCCACAGCCAAACUAAUGGGCCCCUGCCCCUGCUUCAACCCCAAUUUCUUCCUGCUUCUACUUGGCACCUCCUGGGGGUAAUAAGGCUAUCAACCCAGGUUCAAUACAUUCUUCCCACCCUACCUGCCAACAAACCCAAGAGUCCACCUCAGCAGCUCAGCCAGCCAACCAGUAUAUUCAACCUACCCACAGCUCCACCAACACAUGUGUCUUUGGCCAACGAACAGCAGGGUACAAGUUUACCAAUGGGAUAUACAUCUAGUCCAGCAGUGGGCGUGGUCAGCCCUGGAUCUAGAGUGCAAACACAGUCUCCAGUGCUCCAGGGUAAAAUGCUUGUUCCCAUGGCAACAGUACGGACUGCGCCAGCCCCUGCCCAGCAGUUUCCCAUUGUGGCUCCACCUUUUCCUGUCCAGAAUGGUGCUCAGUCUGGAAGCAAGAUAAUCCAGAUAGCUCCCAUGCCUGUGGUCCAGUCCCAUUUGCCUCAGGGUGGAGCAGUGCAUCCUGCCAGCCCCUUCCCUGUAACUGUGGGCACAGGCUGCUGUAGUAGCGCCAGGGUCAGCCCCUCCCAGGCUGUACUUCUACCUCCUGUCAAGAAUCGCCUAUGUUCAGUCCACUCAGGGGUCCCAUCUACUCUGCCUCUUAUCUCAACAACAACUGGCUCUGCCCCUACUCAGCAAGCUUUACCAGUCCCCGGAUCUGCAUAUGUUCCAUCACCCCUGACAACACUUGGGUUCACAGCCAUUGCACCACCUGGACAGACGCUGGUUCAGCCACUGAUUGCAGGUCAGCCACCUCUUCUAGCCACAGCUCAGUCCCCACAGCCCUCCACUUCAGCCCCUGCCUCAGGCUCCGGGGGCCAGAUAGUUACAAACCAUUUACCCUCCGCCAAACUAGUGUCUCCAUGACAACAGGGGUGGUCUCUAUGGCAAGCAGUUCCCCCCAGUGUUGUCCACUCUGUCUCUAGCCCUUCAAAGUUCUUCUCCUCACAUCCUUCCAAAACACCACAACAACCCCUACCGUCUGUCACACACCCACAUCCGCAGCCACAGCUGGACAGACCUGCAGACAGGCACCUGCCUCCAGACAGAUCAGCCGAUCGGCAAAAUGACAGGCAGACUGACAGGCAGGCAGAACUGCAGACACAUUCAGAGAGACAGCUGGAGAGGCAGACUCAGAUCAUGAGCAGUUGUAGCUCAGCUGCACCUCCUAGUGGCUUAGCUGUGUCCAUAAGACCCUGCACUCCUCCUCUUCAGAUCCAGCACUCUGGUACACCCAAACUAAUGCAGCUUCCAGUCAGGAUCCCUCAGAAAGUGAAGGCGACAGUGGCGAACAUUCCCGUCGGCAAUUAUGAUGGAGGAGGCCGAGGGAAAGACAGAGAGCGGGACAAAGAUAGGGAGCGAGAGAGGGAGAAGGAGCGGGAAAAGGGAAAAGAGAGAGAGCGGGAAACUUCAGAGCCAACAGUCAUUUCUCCUUUGAUCCUGAGCCAUCAGGUCAGACGGGGUCUCCCAUCAACACAUCCCACUGAGGAGCAAAUGUCGGGUGACAGACCCCUGGAGGGCUCUAGUACAUUCACGACUCCUCUUGACGCAAGGAACAGGGAAAGCACAAUCACCAAAGAGGCUGCAUGGAAGGAGUCUCUUCCCUCCUCUCCUCUUCCCCCUCCAUCAGCCACAGAGCCUGCUCUACCACCUCCACAGACUGACAAAGGACUGUCCGUACACCCAAAAAAAAUCAAAGCCCGCCCACCACCACUAAAGAAGACCUUUGACUCUGUGGACAAGACUGGCAGGGUGCUUUCAGAAGUAUAUUUUGAGGAACGCUUUGCCGAGCUGCCAGAGUUUCGGCCUGAGGAGGUUUUGCCUUCACCCACCCUGCAGAGUCUGGCCACUUCACCCCGCGCCAUCCUGGGCAGCUAUCGCCGCAAAAGGAAGAACUCAACAGAUAAUUUCAGAUUUGGACCGGCCACUGACGAACAAGUCUCCCCAAAAAGGAAAAGUCGGCGGCGCUCCAGCUGUAGCUCUGAGCCAAACACCCCUAAAAGUGCCGCCAAGUGUGAGGGAGACAUCUUCACCUUUGACAGAGCAGCUACAGAUGGAGAGGACAUCCUGGCAGAACUGGAGUUUGAAAAGGUGCCGUAUUCCUCCCUGCGACGAACAUGGGACCAGAGGAGAGCGCUUGUCAUGCAGCUGUCAGAGCAGGGCUUCUUUCCAUCAGCUCAGGCCACUGCAGCGUUCCAGACUAGAUACUCCGAUAUAUUUCCCACCAAGGUGUGUCUACAGUUAAAGAUCAGGGAGGUUCGGCAGAAGAUCAUGCAGACGGCAGCUCACUCUGAUGCCUCAGAUUCAGCUGCUAUCCUCCCUGGACCUUCUGGCUCCCAGUCUGGGGAUGGAUCUGGGAAGGAGGUAGCAGGAGAAUACUUACAGGAUGAAGAACGUGUAACAGAAACAGAAGUGAGCCUGGAGGAAACCUCGCGAUUCACAAGGACUCUUCUAGAUGAGGGGGAUGAUGACGAAGUUGGAAUUAGUGAAGGCCAGUGACUGCUCCACAUCACCACCUUUCCCACAUUAUGUCUUAUCCCAUAAUACUUCUACCCUUUACCUGGUCCAUCAUCACUAAUUUCUACCAUUGGCAGCUGCCACCGUUGAGAUUGUUUAUUUGCAAUGUGUGACCUUUUCACAAACAAAAGCGUGACCUUUUGAAAAAUGUCCGUGGCAUAGAAAAUACAUGUACACACACACUCUCCAAACUCUUCAUUCCCUUGCACUUGAAAUAGCACUCUGUGAUGACCACCUUUAAGAAAGAGUCCCACUGAUGCCAGUGGAACUACGGACCAUCGGUUCAGCUGCACUCAUUUGCCUUGAAGAUAUAACGGUUUUCGUUUUGGAACAAACCUGCUAUAAGCUGAAAUGGUGAACAGCUAACGGUUUUUAAAUAGUUCUACGUUUUGAUAUUGUUUUAACUGUUUUUGAGGAGGUAUAGGCAGGUAAGUGUCCUGCUUGAGGAACAACCUGUAUGUUUACUUAACUAAAAGCUUGUGCUUUUGUUUCUGCUGACCUUCGGGGCUGGGCCCUCAACAGCUGGAAACGUGAGUUGACUAAGAAAAUCAUUGCAGUGGACCUGGGGAGAUGUAUUUCCCUCUUGUAGACCUUCAGGAGAGGUCUAACCAAGAGUGACUGAAAGACUGAAAUUUAAGUGGACUUCUGGCAGUGCCAUUAUUCCUGCAAUUACCCUGACUGGCCAGGCCUCCCUUCUUGCAACUGACCCUAGCACAUGCCAGUAGGUAGGACCAAGCAUUCCUGUGCCUCUCAUCCGCUAGCCAUGAAGAAGGAGGGUUACCGAGUCACCGGGCACAUCCUGCGCUCUUAGAUGUAGAGGUCAGGCUGAAAAGAACCAUCAUCUUCUCUAUUGCCAAGCAGUUUUAUUAACUUUUUUUUAAUACUUGAUUUAGAUUUAACAUUGUCUGUUUGUUGUUGUACUCCUGCCUAUGGUUAUUAUUACUCCUCAUAAUCAUUGCAGUGAACCCUUGUUUGUAGUUUUCUGGCAAAUAUUUCCUUUAUUUCUGCCAGCAUUAGAUUUGUUGUAACAGUUUUUUUUUUUUUUAAACAGUUUUGGAGGCAGGUGAGAGAUGCUGCUCCACACCUGUACAGUUUUCCUCCAUUGUAGUCUUCCCUUGAUGGCCUCUUCACCUCAGCAAGGACCUGAGUUGCAGUUAAUUGCUCAUUUUAAUAGGAAUACAAAUAAAACGUGGACCUUUAUAUCCUUUCAAAAGUAAUAAGCCGUAUAGUUUUUAGACGACUCUAUAUGCCUCUGUCCCUCGCUAAGUCUGAUUUCUAUAGCCUCAACACUUGUACAUCUUCCUGCACCUCUUUCCUCCCCUACUUCCUCUUUUGUCACUUUAUUGGCUCUCUCCAGGACCUUUUUAGGCAGAGAGAAAACUGGGGGAAGUGAAGGGAGGUAACAAAUCAGAGGUGGUAGGUUGUAAUACUGGUUGUGUCUUUGUGCAGGACUUGGUGUGUGUAAAUAACUGUAGAGUCAGUAGACUCAUUGAUAUGGAACAAUCUGUCAUUGAACAUAAAUGGACUUAUAAGACACCAUUACUGAAGGUUAAAACACAUGAAAUACAGGAAAAAAACAAUAAAUAUGGCUAUUAAUGGUUCUUGUGUUUUUUUUUUUCCUUGUUUUGUUGUUCUGUAUGCAAGAAAGGGAUUUAUAUUAGUAAUAUAAUUUUGGAUCUACAUCUUUCAUUAUGCAAAUAAAAAUAGGUGUUCAA